Messenger RNA from Lynx canadensis (Canada lynx), 801 nucleotides. It is a transcript of the gene MTX1, whose product is annotated as metaxin 1. Gene Ontology annotation, biological process: mitochondrion organization. Lineage: Eukaryota; Metazoa; Chordata; Mammalia; Carnivora; Felidae. The record is from RefSeq and is a predicted model, not a curated record. Gene Ontology annotation, cellular component: SAM complex.
AUGGCAGCACCCAGGGAGCUGGUCAGGGGGCUACGGUCAGUGGAUCUGGAUGGCCUGGCUGUGCUGACCUAUGCCAGAUUUACCGGUGCCCCACUCAAGGUGCGCAAGGUCAUCAACUCCUGGUGGAGCCCUUCAGGAACUCUGCCUGCCCUUCUGACUCAUCAGGGAGAGGCCAUCUUGAGACCACACAAGGUCACCACUCCCCUUGGAAAAGAGAAGCACAACGCCAGAGUAGACACCAAGAACUACGGGGACGUGCCCCGGAAGUGGUAUGCAGCGGCCAUGCCCUUUCCCCUCAACUUCUUCCUUCGGGCUGCAGGCAGUGGCAGUUACCCGUGGCUGCGGCUGCUGCGGGGGGAGCUCAGGCUUGAGAACGGGGAAGAGCUGGAGCAGGAGCUGGAGCAAGAGACGCGGGGACGCCCGACCCUGCUGUCUCAGCACCUAGGCUCUCAGACAUUCUUUUUUGGAGAUGCCUCCACCACCCUGGACACCUUGGUCUUUGGCUUCUACCUGCUGCUGCAGGCAAAGCUGCCCAGUGGGAAGGCGCAGGCUCACCUUCGACUGCGCGACCUCUGUGCCUACUGCACCCACAUCCUCAACCUCUGCUUCCCCUGGGAUGGAGCUGGGGUGCCACCUCCAUGCCAGACAGUGACUGAGGAGGAACCACAGCCGCGGGUGCUGGCGGGACCGGCAGCCAUGAUGGUCUACGCCUCGCUCGGUAGCGUUGUUUCUAUCCCAACGCCUGCUCCGACCCCAGGCACGCAGUCCCUGGGCACAAUUGAGGACGAUGAAGAGGAAUAA